CUUUUUAUGACGCCUCAAUUGAGGAGCUGCGGACUCGUCGCAAGAUCAGUCUAAAGCACAGUUCUCAUCAAGUCCUGGCCGGAGUUGUAAUGCAGAACCCUAAAAAAGAAUACAUAAAAGACACAUGUUUGCUUUCGGCAUUCACGCGCUAAUAAUUCGCACAUGUCGCUAAUAAUUCGCUCGUCGCGGCUCGUCGCACCCCGUGACACUUCGAUAGAUCGCGAGCUCCGGGCCCACAACGUGAAGUCGUGCCGCCCGUGUGCGGGUUAAGAGCUUGGAGGGGGGGUUAAGAGCCGGCUCGGAGGAACGUGAACUUGACUGGGAAGCGUUUGCCAGUGGCCGGAUAAGUCACGGUGUGUUGCACUGGCAAUCAUCAUGAUGUACGCCCAAACUCAGGCUUGAACUUGAGCGCCUCAGGCUCAGGCUGGGUAAAUGCACAAUCAUUAUGAUGGUGAUGCCGCAACCGUGACGGGCCGCCGGGCUAAGUAUGAUCGAUCUAGCCUAUGGCAGCAGAGGUGGCUGGAAAUUAUUUUGCACCGUCCUGCGUACCGUCGACAUGCUCCAGGUUAUCUCUUAGGUCACACCGCCGUGGAUAUAAAUCAAAGGAUAUAAUUGCAGACUCGAUAACGCGUAAUGAAGAGAGCAAAAAAAAAAUCCACUCAGAGACGGUUGCAAUCGAACGGCCAUAUUGCCCCACAGAGCAGCCAUAUUGCCACACAAGAAGAUGAUGACAUGUACCAGGAACCGCACCGUGUCAUCAAGAUUCCGGUAAACCAGCUCAAGCUAUCAGAAUUGGAUUUGAAGGAAGAACACACACGUGUCCUGACGGCAAACGACCCCAACGUCGCCAAUAACAUAACUAAGUUUAAUUACCACAGCCAUUGCUACAAGAUUGACCCGCCGGGAGGUCAGGAUAAUCUGGCUAUUCAUUUGAACUUUGAGGGAUCUACAUUACGCAAAGAAGGUGCCGAAGCAAGAGAGCAAGCAGCAUACUACUUGAAGUACAAAGAAGAUCUGGCCGAGGCAAAAAAAAUGAUUGUGGAAGAACAUGGGAAAGCUGAAGAUGAAAACGACCCCUUUGAGAAUCGCAAAAACCAGUUCAAUUACUCCGAGCGAGCAGCGCAAACUUUUAACAAUCCUUUGCGCGAGCGCUGUGUUUCUACAAAGCCGCCGAAAGUCAUCAACUUUUCGGGUUGUGUUACCCAGUGGGAAAUCUAUGAUCGGUACAUGGGCGACUACGUCAUGCAAAUAGCAGAACAGGAACUAUUAAAGGGCCAAGAAAAAAGAGGGGGUGGGUCCGGUUCAAACAUUAGCGAUGCCUCCCAGAAUACGGGUGCCGCCAAGAGUGACGACAUGGUACACUCUCAAAGGAUGGGCAAUGCGCUCAAAAAAAUUGAGCGGAUGUUAAAUCAGAAUGUGGACGAUGAGAUAUUCCAAGAUUUCAAAUACUGGGAUGACACCUCAGACGCAUUUCGCGAUGGUGAAGGAUCAUUGUUGCCUCUGUGGCGCUUCCACACUGAGCGAUCAAAACGCAAGCAGGUCACUGCUUUGGCCUGGAAUCCAAAGUAUCCUGACUUGUUUUCAGUUGGCUAUGGAUCUUACGACUUCAUGCGCCAGGGUGGUGGGAUGAUAUGCUGCUUUUCCUUGAAGAACACGAGCUAUCCAGAGUAUACAUUCACCACGGAAAGCGGAGUAAUGUGCUUGAAUUUUCAUUCUGAGCAUUGCUCUUUGUUAGCCGUGGGCUGUUAUGACGGAGUAGUGAUGGUCUAUGACGUCAGAAAUAGGGGAAAUAGACCCAUUUACUCGUCUUCAAUUAGAACAGGUAAGCACACUGAUCCAGUAUGGCAGGUUCAGUGGCAGAUCGAAGAUAUUGCGAAAGAGCUAAGCUUUUUCUCCAUUUCUUCCGAUGGUAGAGUUGCAAACUGGACAAUGUCAAAGAACGAACUGAAGAUGGAGCCAGUCAUGCAACUUAAGGUCGCAAACGCGUCAAACGAUGACCCGGAGGAUACUCUGCUGCCUGGUCUGGCAGGCGGAUGCUGCUUUGAUUUUAAUGGAGUCUCAGAACAUUUAUUUAUCGUCGGGACCGAGGAAGGAAAAAUUCACAAGUGCUCCAAAGCGUACUCCGGACAGUAUCUCGAGACCUAUCUUGGACAUCACAUGGCUGUUUAUUCCAUUCGCUGGAAUCCCUUUCACGAAAGGAUUUUUAUUUCAUGUUCGGCGGAUUGGACUGUGAAACUAUGGGAUCACAAUAUUUCCACUGCAGUCAUGUCAUUUGACUUGGGAAAUGCUGUUGGUGAUGUCGCGUGGUCCCCUUAUUCAGCAAGUGUAUUUGCAGCUGUCACUUCGGACGGAAAGGUGCACGUAUUUGAUCUGGCCGAAAACAAACACGAGCCCCUGUGUGAACAGAAAGUAGUUAAGCGCGCAAAACUCACGCAUAUAACAUUCAAUCAGCAAGAUCCUAUCAUAAUAGUGGGUGAUGAUAGAGGUGGGUGCAAUUCUCUAAAACUCUCACCAAAUCUAAGAUUGAACCAUGGGCAUGUAAAUGUGCAGCAACAAGCAGAAGUUCUGGAGAGUCUACUUGCCUCGGCUAGUAUAAAGCCCAUUGAAUGAAGAGAGUUGCCUCCCUUUUUGCGACGCUUUAGAUACUUUAGGACCGACACCUCUGUUCAAGCUGAAAUGCCCAGUAGAGAAUGCACGUAUCGGAGACCAGUGAGAAUGCACGUACUGCUUGAUCUUCGACCCCCACCGACAGCGGCGCCACUAUCUCUUCGGGCCGCGAUCUCUACGUAGAUCGGAAAUAAUGGAUGGAAUCGACCUUCGCUUCGCUCGGCACACCCUUAUCUGUUUCAGAAUUGUGCCAGUCAUAAGAAGGCCGUUUCGGAGGCACCCGGCUUUGCCACUGCCAGCGCCAGUAGCACUCAGGCUACCCAACCCCUGCUUGUCUUGCCUCUUGUAGGCUAAAAUAAGGACGCUCAUUUUACCCCGGGCCCCUUUUUGCACAGUGACCCGUCUAAGUGACCCGGUGACCUGCUACUAGUACUCAGUAAGUACUAGGCUACUACUCAGCGGCUUUUGCUGAGGCGGCUAGUACUAGAACUUGAACCCCCAAGUUAGACUCGGAGAUCAAGUCACUGGCAGGCUCACUCGGACUCAGGCCUGAGGACAGUAACACCCGUGGUUCUUCUGCUUAUUUCUCAUUUCAAGUUAACUCUCCGAGUCCAAGUCAUGAUUUUACUUCAACUUGAAGUUGUAGUAUUUGUAAUCAUGACUCGGAUAGUUUCAAAUUACUUUCCGAGUCUGCCAUAAUUUCUUAUUAUUUAAUUGUGGGUUGAGUGGUCCUUCUAUUAAUCGGGUUUGUCCGCGGUGUUCGCAUUUCCGCCUUUACUAGUAGGCGCCGCGUGCGCCGCGACGGCGGCCCCAUUCAUGGAUGUAGCGGGUGCGAUCGAUGGCCCGCUGCAGCACCUUCCAGCACGUAUAGUAUAGUAAAAGACCCCAAGAAGCCAAGACUUCGCCCUCGGGCUAAACUUACCUUGGUGUCGGCUCGGCUUUCCUGGGACGCUCCUUGGCUAAGCACUAGGUACUG
This is a messenger RNA of Pelagomonas calceolata, 3583 nucleotides long. NCBI's taxonomy places the organism in Eukaryota, Pelagophyceae, Pelagomonadales, Pelagomonadaceae. The record is from the annotation of a GenBank genome assembly.